AUGUACUUCAACAGUCUCGCCCUUCUCGGCCUCAGCGCCACCACUCUCGCCCUCCCCUCUACCACCCGUCGUGCCUGCACCUCCUUCCGCACCGUCUCGGACCCAGGCUUUUACGCCUCCGCCUCCAUCCCCACCGCCGACUUCCCAGACGACCCCUCUUACUUCGAGAACCAAAUCCUCGAGUUCCAGCCCACCAUCUCCUCCUCUAGCAGCCAAUGCACUCUCUUCGGCAACUUCGAGCGCGACUUUCCUGUCCACGUGUCCGGCAAUGCCGCCACCAAGCUCAACGUAUACCAGCGCCACAGCAGCACCGAUAAGAAGCUUAUUGGGAGUUUCAACGCGCUUGAAUUGGAUGCCAGCGGGAAGACGACGGAUAUCACAAGCAGUCCGAUCGCGACAUUUAAGUGUAGUGAGGGGACUGUUUUUGAGUUCCAGUUGGCGCUGAGUAAGGCGGGGGAUUGGGCAAGCAUUGCGUUUGAAGAGGAUGCAGAUAGUGGAUUUUCACUGUUGGCUUGUUGA
This is a messenger RNA of Didymosphaeria variabile, 519 nucleotides long. RefSeq lists its product as uncharacterized. Lineage: Eukaryota; Fungi; Ascomycota; Dothideomycetes; Pleosporales; Didymosphaeriaceae. Bases 1 to 519 code for a protein of 172 amino acids. The record is from RefSeq and is a predicted model, not a curated record. The transcript has a single exon.